This is a messenger RNA of Monodelphis domestica (gray short-tailed opossum), 5056 nucleotides long. RefSeq names its product zinc finger protein 24. Lineage: Eukaryota; Metazoa; Chordata; Mammalia; Didelphimorphia; Didelphidae. The record is from RefSeq and is a predicted model, not a curated record.
ACCCUAGUUAAAGUUGACCUGGAAACGGAAGUAAAUAGUCACUGCAACUUCUGGGAGGACGUUUUCAGGAGGUCUUUCUACGUAGGAAAACUGAGCUCCCUCUUCAAAGGCCAGAGGAAUUAUCAGUUUCUUUGAGAAGCCGAGAUUACCACUGAGGAUUCUGGGUGUUUUCUUGGGGUUGUAAUUGGGGACCUGCGCGGGGACUUCUGGGACUUGUAGUCCAGGCAGGGUGAGUGCAUACUAGGGCUGCCGCUUCAAAGAGUCUUCUUGAUCAGAGUACCAGGAGAGAAAUUAAUUUCUUUGAAGAUUAGAUCUCAGCACUCAGUAUUGGCAUCAACUCUUCAAAUAAGAAUGUCUGCAAAAGUAAGGGAAGCUUCAAUGCUGGUUUCACAAAUACCAGAUGAACAAGAUAGAAUUCUAAUAGUGAAGAUGGAAGAAGAGGAAAUCCAUACCUGUGAGCAGGAACCCAGCCUCCACUGGAAUAACUGCUAUAGCCCAGAAACAUUUCGGCAACGUUUCAGGCAAUUUGGCUACCAGGAUUCACCUGGACCACGAGAGGCCCUGAGUCAACUCCGGGAAUUUUGCCAUCUGUGGUUGAGGCCUGAAAUGCACACAAAAGAGCAGAUCUUGGAGUUGUUGGUGUUAGAGCAGUUCCUGGCAAUUCUGCCCAAGGAACUCCAGACCUUAGUACAAAAGCAUCAUCCAGAGAAUGGAGAGGAGGCAGUAACUGUGCUGGAAGAUUUGGAAAGGGAGAUUGAUGGACCAGGAGAACAGGUCUCAUUCCAUCGACAAAGUCAGGAAGAGAUGGUACUUCAAGGAGCAGAUCAGGAGUCACUAAGUCUCCAAGUUCAGCCCAUGGUUAACCAACUCAAGUGGGCAUCUUGGGAACUCCACACCCUAAGAAGAAGUGGUGAUGAUACCAGAGUGGAAAAUGUAGAACUGGCUCCAAAGCAGAUUUCUUCUGAUAUCGAGUCACAUGGUAGUAUUUCUGGUACCCUCAAUAUGAAUGUUCCCCAGAUUUUAAAAUUUAGAGAAUCCUGUGAAAGUGAUGGCAAAUUCAAAAGAAGACAGGGAACUCCCUCUCGUAAAAAACAGUAUAAAUGUGAUGAAUGUGGUAAAAAUUUCAGUCAAAGCUCAGCCCUUAUUCUUCAUCAGAGAAUUCACAGUGGAGAAAAACCCUAUGAAUGUGAUGAGUGUGCAAAAGCUUUUAGCAGAAGCUCAAUUCUUAUUCAACAUCGAAGAAUCCACACUGGGGAAAAACCUUAUAUAUGUCACGAAUGUGGGAAAGCAUUCAGUCAAAGUUCCAAUCUUUUUAGACAUAAGAGAAGACAUAAUAAAGAAAAAAUCCUAACAGUUGGCUUUGUGAGUACUGAGAAGAGGGUAGAUGCCAGAAAUAUUGUGGAGGUGGAAAAAGAUUUGACAGCUGACUGCAAACGUGGUCCCCGAAAAGGCGAAUUCUCUCCUUCCUGGACUGGAGGUGAGAACGAGGAUCCUGUAGCUCCGAGUCAGACAACCAAAAGUGUGAGGUCGGGAGACCCUGGAGCCGAAUUCAGAAUGUCUGCAGUUUUAAGUGAGGAUUCAGUAUUGAUUUCUCCCAGUCUAACUGAAAAAGAGAGUAUUUUAAGAGUGAAGAUAGAGGAGGACCACACCUAUGGACAGGGAUCUAGUGUCCACUGGAACAGGCGCCAUGGGCCAGAGAUCUUUCGCCAACAGUUCAGGCAGUUUGGUUACCAGGAUUCACCAGGACCCCGUGAAGCCCUGAGCCAGCUCCGUCAGCUUUGCCGUCUCUGGCUUAGACCAGAGAGACAUACAAAGGAGCAGAUCCUAGAGCUAUUGGUCUUGGAGCAGUUCCUGACCAUCUUGCCCAAAGAGCUCCAGACCUGGGUUCGAGAGCAUCAUCCAGAAAAUGGAGAAGAGGCAGUGACCAUUCUGGAAGAUCUGGAAAGAGAGCUUGAUGAACCAGGACAUCAGGUCUCAUUCAGUGGUCAAGCACAAGAAGACUUUAUAGAAGAGAUGGAAUCUCAGGAAACAACUGAGGAGUCAUCAAAUAUACGUCCCCUACCCAUGGAGAAUGAGCUUAAAUGGGAAGCCUGGGAGUUCCACCCCCUAAGACACAGUGAUGGUGAUCCUCAGACUGAGAAUGGGAAAUCCUCUUCAAAUCAGGAGAUUUAUUCAGGCAUAGAACCACAGGAUGAUAUUUCUGGCACCCUUAAUAUAGAUGUUGCUCAGAUUUUCAAAUAUGGAGAAAUCUAUCAGCGUGAGGUUAGAUUUGAAAGAAAGCAGGGAAACCCCUCUCGUAAAAAACAGCAUAAAUGUGAUGAAUGUGGUAAACUCUUCAGUCAGAGUUCAGCCCUUAUUCUACAUCAGAGAAUCCACAGUGGGGAGAAACCCUAUGAAUGUGAUGAAUGUGGAAAAGCCUUCAGCCGGAGUUCAAUCCUGAUUCAACAUCAGAGAAUUCACACUGGAGAAAAACCAUAUAAAUGUCAUGAAUGUGGGAAAGCUUUCAGUCAGAAUUCUGGGCUUAUUAAUCAUCAAAGAAUCCAUACUGGGGAAAAACCAUAUGAAUGUAGUGAAUGUGGGAAAGCUUAUAGUCAAAGCUCAAAUCUUUUUAGGCAUCAGCGAAGACAUAGUGGAGAAAAAAUCUUAUCAAUGUGUAAAAAUAUUCUUUGAGAGCUUGGCCUUUUUCAUCAGAAAAGACAGUGUAAUGGGGGGAGGUGGGAAUCAAUUAAGUUUUAGUAAACUAAAUAGUUUUCUUCUUAAACAUCAGAGAAGCCCCUUUGGAAAAUGAAGGAAAUCUUUAAUCACUAUUUCUACUUUAUGUUGUCACACCUUUCUAUAGACUUUCAGAAUCUUAACCUUAUUUUUGAUAUUUAUUCCUAAAAUUCCUGUUUGUAAACAUUUCUCCUCUGCUAGCCCUAUUUCGAAGCUUCCAUGUUAGAUAUUAAGAUUGUUUCUGUAUUGAGAAUAUGAGUCCCUUCAAAGACAGAUUUUAUGUCUUAUUAAAAAUGUAAUAUCAAAACUGUAAAGACCAAAUUCCCCCAAACACCAUUUUAGACUCUUAAAUUAUGUCCUCUUUUAUCAAAAUCUUGUUUGCAAAUCAAACUCUAGGAAUUUGAUAAGUAGCUCAAAAGAAAAAGAUAGAUCUUAAAAUCUAGAACAAAAGAAAGUUAGUAUGCCCUUAAUAAGGGCCUGCUAUGUGCCAGGCACUGUGUUAUAGGAAUAGAAAAAGAGGCAAAAAAUAAUACCUGCCCUUAAGGAUCUCAUGGUCUAAUGAAGGAAAUAAUGAGUAAACAAAUAUUUAUAAAUAAGUUAUAUACAAGAUAAAUUAAAUGAUGGGAGGUACUGUUAUUAGGAGGGAUUGACAAAGGCUUCCUGGAGAAGACAUUUUGGGGGGCUUAAAGUAAGGAAGCAGACAAAGAUGAGAGAUAGUGCAUGGAAAGCAAGGCUAGUGUCACAGGACUGAAGAGUAUGGCAGAGAAUAAGGUGUGAGAAGAAUGGAAAUGGGAGGGACACAAGAGUGUGAGGUCCCUUGCAAUGCCAAACACAGGAUUUUUGAUCCUAGUAGUAAUAAGGAGCCACUGGAAUUUAUUUGGUAGAGGGUUGACAUGGGUCACAGGCAAACACUGAAAAGCAGACAUGGCACUUAAAUCGGGGAAGGGAUAAACUUAUUGAAUAAUGAUUGAUAGGUGGUAAAUAAGUCUACAUAUAGAUUACCUAACAAAAUUUUUCCAAAGCCAUCUAAUUUGUAGGCAGUUUACUGAUGCAAUUAUCAUAUAUCAUAUAUCAUCAGGCAAUAUAGUCAAUUAAAAUAUAACCAAUACAAAAUAAAGCUAUGAGGUGGAAAAUUAUAUAGUAUUAUGGGAAUAUAUUUAAUGACAAGUAUAAACAGGAGAAUGGUAUCAUCCAGGUCAUGCUACAAAAAAGAUAAUUUGAGAGCAAGACUUGGCAUGUCCCUAGCACUUAGUCAAACAUUUAUUAAGAAUCUACUAUGUGCCUGCCCCUGUGCUAAUAACUGGGCAUACAAUUACCUAAAUUCCUAUUUUCAAGGAGCUUAUAUUCUGAUGUUGAAGGCAAAGAAAUCAUUGAGCAGUGUUAACUGAUGACAUAAGUAUCUAGUCAAUUUGGCCAGUAACAUCACUAUGGAUAAGAACCACUGAUACUAAAAAGUAUUGAGUAUUUAAUGUGAAUACCUACCACUAUAAAUUAUUAAAUUGGUUUUCUAAUAUAAAUCAGUGUCUUGAGAAUGAAGGGGAAUAGAGAUCAUUUUUCUUCACCAGGGAAUAAUUAUUUCUGAGUAAGCUGAUACCUUAGAGCUAAUGCUAAUAUAGAAAUCUGGGGGUCUUGCCAGCAAUUCUUAUUAGCAUUCUUUAGGUGCUCUCCAUUGCAAGUUAGAAGUGUUCUAAGACUUUUCAAAAGAUAUGUCUUAAUACAUACUGCUUCACCAAGUACACUUAAAAGUUAAAACUGUUUAGCUGAUCUUGUGUUCUGUUUAAAAAUAAAGUGUCUCGUUUGUUCCUGUGUAACAUUAUCUGUCAGGCAUCACAAAACUAAUUUUCAAUGUUUUCAGGUUGUUCAUUCUAAUAAUACACAUAGCCAUCGGGCAUGCAAUCCAUGGCUCUAUAUCCCAGGUUCCCUGCUUGGUGGAAAACACCAAUAGCAAAAGAAGGGUAUGAGGAAGAGGAGGGGGAAAGAUGCUGACCCUUUUGAAUUUUAAUCAUUUUAUUCUCAAAAAUAAUUGUUAUAUCUAGUGCUUGGAGUGCCUUUAAAGUAAAAUGGGAUUGUUAUGGACCAGUUAAAAAUCGUGGUAAAUAAAAAUUCAGCAGGUGGAGAAAUGGAAUGCAAAAAGGAGCUUGUUUAUAGAUAUACUGAUAGUGAUUAUCUUUAAGAAAUGUGCUUUAUAGAUUUAACUGUACAAAUAUGUAUUGACUGUUUUAAGUUAUAAAAGGGUCUUUUGCUUGGGACUCAUUCUCCUUGUAGCUGCUGAAAGAAAGACAAGUGAUGUCUAAUAAAACUAUGAACUCUCCCCACAAUAAAUACAUCUUGCAUUAUUCCUGGC